CUAUGAAGCGAGCCUGCAACUUAACCCCGGCGAUACAGUAAAGCAAUCCCUUUCUUCUUCUCCCCCUCGAAGCAUAGCACCCGAUCGCGCCUCCAUAAAAGAAGCCUAAACUGGCAGGUCCGGCAUAUCCCCUCUACCUAGACCAUUAAUUAAAGCCGUCAAGCAAAAGAGCGAGCAAAAAUGCCGCCGCGAAUUUUCUCCGUCGGCUAUAGCUACGACGAGCGGCAGCUGAAGACUAGCAACGGGAAGCUCUUUGGACGGCGGCGGACCAUUCACCAGCUAUUCGGCGGAGGAAAAGUUGCUGAUAUUGUGCUAUGGAGAAACAAGCAUUUAUCUGGGCCCAUUCUUAUUGGAGUCACUGUGACCUGGUUUUUGUUCGAAGUUGUGGAGUAUCAUUUUCUUACUCUCCUCUGCCAACUUUUAAUUGCUGCGAUGCUUCUGAUUUUCAUUUGGUCUAAUGGAGCUGCUCUGCUUGAUCGGAACCCACCGAACAUCCCAGAAAUCAUUUUAUCAGAGAGGACUUUCAGAGAGUUUGCAAACUAUUUCCAUGCUAGGCUGAGUCGGUUCUUAGUCAUUUUCCAAAACGUGGCAAUGGGGAGGGAUAUUAGACUUUUCCUUCUGGCAAUCUCUUCUCUUUGGGUGAUAUCAGUAGUAGGAAGCUUUUUCAGCUCCUUAAACCUACUGUACUUGGGUUAUCUUGGUAUUCAGAUACUUCCUGCCUUGUAUGAGCGCUAUGAAAGAGAAGUGGAUCAUUUGGCAUUGAAGGGUAGCCGUGACCUCAAAAUACUUUUUCAUAAAAUUGAUACCAAUGUUCUUAAUAGAAUUCCACGAGGUCCUAUUAAAGAGAAGAAAUAUAAAUGAAUGGUUCAAUAUGGAAGCUGUAAAAAAUGGCUAUGCUGAUUCAAGACGUGAAAGCACCUUAUAUGAUGACAACAUAUUCUGAAUAUUGAGAGAUGUUUUUAUAGAUUUAUUCUAUUAUUUACUAUGUGCUUAGCCAUUUAUGUACAUAUUACUGUGCAAAUGAUAUGUAUUUGGAUAUUUUCACAAAUUAACAUUACAUAAUGUUAUAUGAGGUA
Messenger RNA from Phalaenopsis equestris, 1076 nucleotides. Its product is annotated as reticulon-like protein B9. Bases 181 to 861 code for a protein of 226 amino acids. NCBI's taxonomy places the organism in Eukaryota, Viridiplantae, Streptophyta, Magnoliopsida, Asparagales, Orchidaceae. The transcript is spliced from 5 exons. The record is from RefSeq and is a predicted model, not a curated record.